Messenger RNA from Loa loa (African eye worm), 927 nucleotides. RefSeq lists its product as hypothetical. The coding region runs from base 1 to 927 and encodes 308 amino acids. The transcript is spliced from 5 exons. The record is from RefSeq and is a predicted model, not a curated record. Lineage: Eukaryota; Metazoa; Nematoda; Chromadorea; Rhabditida; Onchocercidae.
AUGUUAGGAAUCGAUCCGCAUUCAAAUGCACAUCAAUCACCAUUAUUUCAUCAGAAUAAUAAAGAUGGAUUUCAUUUGGGACAUUUUGAUCGUUUCGUUAAUGGAUAUGGAGAAAUUUUAUGCUCCGAAACUGGUUUGCGAUACAUUUUCGGACCGGAAUCAAUUGAUCUUGGACCAUGUUGUAAUCCGUGCGAUGAAGAUUGGAUAAGGAUUCUUAAAAAUGAGGAUGUUUUAGUCUUCUCUCGAGGAUACACCUACUCUUGUCGAGAUGAAUUUCUACAAACCGCUAAACAGGUCAUAAUUCCGGAAACACAUAAUGAUCGUGGUUUUCUUGGUGUAGUAUUACGUGAGCGUCAUCCUAGUUCAACUGAAGGUGCUACAGCCGCUUUUCUAUGUCCACCCUUUGGUAUUAUCAAAUUGCAUAAAUUUGCAUUUGGUUAUAAUUCCCAUAUUUUAUGGCCACCAGUGGUUGGUACACGGUUCUGGGUCGUGUUGGAUGAGAGGCAAUCCACAAAUAGAGUAUGGAAAGUGGAUGGUAAAGCGGAUGACGUUGAAUUUGGUCUUGGAGGUACACUAAUUAAUAUACCAAAGCUUCAUCUGUGGCAGUGGAAUAAAACAUUCAAUGAGUCGGGUAUAUUCUCAAUUGCAGAUUUCGUUUCGAAAACUGCUGAAAGUACGGCCCCUUCAAAUGAAAGCGAGAACAAAUGCCAAGUUAAUUCAAAUAUAUCAACUACAGUCUGUGCGACUACUGAAGUCGCCCAGAAUUAUGAGCGGAGGGAGAUUGAAGACAACAAGAAUGCAAGAACUAGUCGUGCUGCCAUCAAUUUGUUACUAGAAAUACUCAAUGAUCAGAACAUAAGAGAUCUAGUUGUUGAAAGACAUCAAGAAGCUUUUGAGAAUUAUAUAAUUGAAACAUUCCAUCGGUAA